Phytomonas sp. Hart1 is the source of this 729-nucleotide messenger RNA. Lineage: Eukaryota; Euglenozoa; Kinetoplastea; Trypanosomatida; Trypanosomatidae. The record is from the annotation of a GenBank genome assembly.
AUGUGGAAUGGUGUCUACACGCUCCCACAUACGCUGCUGUACACCCUCGAUCGCUGCGCGCCGCGUGUGGUGCUGGAGCGCUUUCCCUCACUCUACAACCUCACACGCAAAGGAAUGGAUCUGAACUUCAAAGAGCUCUUUUUCUCCUAUCUCUUGCGAGGAAUUCUUCAAUCCAUCUUCUUACUUUGGUUGGUGUCGAAUAUUUUCGAUAGUACCUUUGUGUUUGCGCAGGGUGGUGAGACGAUAUCGUCUGAAACUUCAUUCUGCGCGGCCUAUACAAGUAUCUUAUUCUCUCAGAUAAUUGUAAUCUACACAGAGUCCAACUCCAUUACGAUCUUAAACUUACUUAUCAUGAUUAUUUUGCCCUUUUUUUAUACGUUGGCUACCUUUGUGUAUUCGGAGCAUUACUUUCAUACGCAUUUUGAAGUCUUUCUACAGACUUUUCGCCCUCAAUACAUUAUCGCAGUGGCGGUAAUUACGAUUGCGUUAACAAUGCCUUGGAUUAUAUUGAAGUGUUUACGAGAUAUAUUUCAAAUUAACCGCCGAAAUAUUCUCCGCGCGGAGAUGUUAGCUAAGUAUAAACUGCUUUUGAAAUCCGAAGAUGCUUGUCAUACUAAGCUCAAGGUUUGGCUUUAUCGCUUGAUGGGAUUUUUUCCAGAACCCGCAAGCUUAGUCUUUGAUGAUAGUAUUAGUGCCCUCUCUACAAAAGAAAAAAAUCGGGAUCUUUGA